Apodemus sylvaticus (European woodmouse) is the source of this 2046-nucleotide messenger RNA. It is a transcript of the gene Nmnat1, whose product is annotated as nicotinamide nucleotide adenylyltransferase 1. The record is from RefSeq and is a predicted model, not a curated record. The transcript has 5 exons. The coding region runs from base 166 to 1002 and encodes 278 amino acids. Lineage: Eukaryota; Metazoa; Chordata; Mammalia; Rodentia; Muridae. Gene Ontology annotation, biological process: NAD+ biosynthetic process. Gene Ontology annotation, molecular function: nicotinamide-nucleotide adenylyltransferase activity; nicotinate-nucleotide adenylyltransferase activity.
CCGACUGCGUGGGACCAAUCAGAGCUCCGCCGCGGUGUUCCCGGUGCUGGCGUCCGGGCCGAGGUUGUCUCCUGGAGGACUAGGGCCGUUUGGCCAUCAAGGCCUGACAGCAACAUCGGAAUCGUCAGAGGAUUGCACUUAGGUCAGCAACCCCAGCAUCUCCCCAUGGACACAUCCAAGAAGACAGAGGUGGUGCUCCUGGCCUGUGGCUCUUUUAACCCUAUCACCAACAUGCACCUCCGGCUGUUCGAGCUGGCCAAGGACUACAUGAAUGCUACAGGAAAAUACAGUGUUAUCAAAGGCAUCAUCUCACCGGUCGGUGAUGCAUACAAGAAGAAGGGCCUCAUCCCGGCCCACCACCGAAUCAUCAUGGCAGAACUUGCCACCAAGAAUUCACACUGGGUGGAAGUGGACACGUGGGAAAGUCUUCAGAAGGAGUGGGUGGAGACCGUGAAGGUGCUCAGACACCAUCAGGAGAAGCUGGCAACUGGCAGCUGCAGUUACCCACAAAACUCACCUGCUCUGGAAAGGCCUGGGCGGAAGAGGAAGUGGGCUGAUCAAAAGCAAGAUUCUAGCCCACAGAAGCCUCAAGAGCCCAAACCAACAGGUGUGCCCAGGGUGAAGCUGCUGUGUGGGGCGGAUUUCCUGGAAUCCUUCAGCGUGCCCAACUUGUGGAAGAUGGAGGACAUCACACAAAUCGUGGCCAGCUUUGGGCUCGUCUGCAUCACCCGGACCGGCAGCGACCCUCAGAAAUUCAUCUACGAGUCCGACGUGCUGUGGAAACAUCGGAGCAACAUCCACCUGGUGGACGAGUGGAUCACCAACGACAUCUCGUCCACCAACGUCCGGAGGGCGCUCAGGAGGGGCCAGAGCAUCCGCUACCUGGUGCCGGACCUUGUCCAGGAGUACAUCGAGGAGCACGACCUGUACACCUCCGAGAGCGAGGACAGGAAUGCCGGGGUCGUCCUGGCGCCUCUGCAGAGGAACGCCGCCGCGGAGUAAGCACAGUUCUGCACUGUGAAGCCCUGCACGGAUGCUCUUCCGGAGACUCAAGCCACUUGGUGUUAGCAGCUCAGGGAAGGACUUGCAGUCCUGUUUCAUAAACUGAAAUUUAAAGGUUUGAUUAAAAAACAAACAAACAAAAAAGCAGGGAAUUUAAGAUCAGUGACUGAGAUGAAUGUUUUAAAUAAGACUAUUAAAAAAAUGUAACCCACCUUUAAAAUAACAGCUCGUUCACAAAAAUGAAAUGUUAAUGAUGCUAACUCUAAAUGAAAUUUUCAAGAAAGGACCCCAUGCUCUACCAACAUAAGAGAAGCAAAUGUGAAAAACACAUCCGUUCAGAAGCCACACUGUAGGAGCCGGUGAGAUGGCUCCGAGGUUUGGAGCACGGACUGCCCUUCCUGAGGACCCAGAUUCAGCUGCCAGCGCCUGCGUGGCAGCUCACAGCUGUCUGUAACUCCAGUUUCUGGGCGUCUGAUGCCCUCUCUGUCCUCUGUGGGCUCUGGGCCACAUAUGGUGCAUAGACAUACAUAACAGACAAAACACACACACACCACAGAGAGAACAGCCUCACUUUAGCCAGAGUCCGUGAUGCCCACCUGCACCCCAGCUGCAGCAGGAGCUGAGGUAGGAGAAUCAGUUUGAACCCAGGAGUCUGAGAUGACCCUAGACAGCAUGGACCCUUUCUGAGAAAAAAAAUACAAUCCUAGCUUUAGUUAGAAGAAAACCGUCAUGCUAUUCAUGCUUGGUGCCAGCCAUCUUUAUCCAGAAUAGACAAAGGGAGGAAUUCUCUAGAACCUGACCUGGGCAUGUGGCUCAGUUGGUAGAGCUUUGGCCUAGCAGGCCUGAGGCCCUGGGUCUGAUCACCAGAAGCACAUAAACUGGGCAUGGCAGUGCACACCUGUGAUCCUGGUACUUGGAAGAUGAAAGCAGAAGGAUCCAAAGCUCCAGGUUACCCUUGACAGUCUGCAAGUUCGAGGCCAUCAAGGGACGCUGAAGACCCUGUGUCUAAAUUAAACAAAUAAAUGAAUGGUCCUGUAAAAUGCA